This is a messenger RNA of Odocoileus virginianus texanus, 3457 nucleotides long. Lineage: Eukaryota; Metazoa; Chordata; Mammalia; Artiodactyla; Cervidae. The record is from RefSeq and is a predicted model, not a curated record.
CCUGCUUUUUAGAUACCUUUAAUAUAGAUUAUUUUAUAUAAUGUGUAUCAUUAUCUUUCUGUAGAAAAUGUCUGAAAAUUUACACAGGUAAUUUUAGGCUUGUAUUGCUUAAUUUGUAAAUGAAAAAUGUUAUAUUUUCCUUUUAUUUAUAUGUAUAUAUUUACAUAUAUGCUAUAUACAUAUAUGAUGUAAAUAUAGAUAUGUGCUGCAUGAUUUAAAUCCUUAAAAAUGUACAGCAACUUCUGUCACAGCCUAGGGUGUUUCCUACUUUGGCAAAGUCCACGUGAGGACUUUGAGAUAAAUGGAGUAACCCCACAAAUGUUUUCUCUUUCACCAUUUUGAUACUAAAACAGAUUCUAUCAACUUGUCUGUCUGAAAUCAUAUGACAACCUUUAUCUGCAUUUGAAAUAAACCUUAAAUAACUUAUUCUGAAGUUAGCAUUAAUAAUAUUUGGAAAUAAAUUCAGAUAUUAUCUUCAAAGACAAAGCUUAAACUUAGAAAAAUAUUUGCCUAUUUUUGAGGUUUGAUUUAAGCUAGGAAGUUUUUACAUAUUUCAUUUCUGUCCAGAUUUGAUUUUCCCUUUUGGUGAUAUGGUCUCAGUUUACACUUUGUGCUUUUUCCCCCAGAGGGUAGGAUUCUCUAAGUCCUGUUCCACAUGGUGAUAGUUCUGGUACCAUCUCUGGAGAUAAUGACUCUACCCUCAAAAUUAUGAUUAAUGUUCCAAUGAAUUUAAUUAGACCAAAAUCACCCUUGGAGAUGGACCUACUGAAUGCCUCACCUGUAUGUACUGCGGUUAAAUACAGACCAGGUGUUGACAGCCCUUUGCCUUUAACCUGAGGAGUGUUUGUCUGCAGUAGCAAUCACAUGACAGACCUACUAGAAUUAAAAUGAUGGACUCAGAACAUGAUAAAGUGUAUGUAUGAAAUCAUUCCCAUCCUUCAGGAAACCCAAAAUUCAACAAUGCUGUUUGAAGACAGGACAAUAUAAGUGGGAAUCGAAGUUUUGCAAAGUCCCUUUCACUGUCACCAGUAUAGACACAAGCAGCAAAUUAAUCUUUUUGCUUUACUCAAUCCUUACAUAAUGUGAAGUUCUCUCUCUCUCUCUCUCUCUCUCUCUGAUUAAAAUGGUGAGUUAACAUUUGUUUGUUAUCAGGACAAAUUCUGAUGAUAGUAAACAUUUUGAGCUUCUUUUCACAAUGAAGACUCAGAGUUCCUUAGGUAACAGGACAUUCAUAUUCAUUUUGAAAAUUCCAAUAAUUGAAAAGUAUUUUUUUUUCUGAAUGUCUGAGAUGAAUUACACUUCCUGCAAGAUUGACUCAAAAUCCAGUGAUGCUGAAUGUACCUUGCUCAUUAUUUUGCCAGAGAUGGCAUCAGUGCAUGAAGGACUAAUGGCAUCAGUGCAUGAAGGACUGAAGAGAUGGCACCAGAGCUCAGAACAUGGAUUGAAUAACUUUCAUCUUCUGCAGCAUUGGCCACAGGAAGCAGUUCAAGGUGCUGUGAGGCUGCAUGAAUCUCUCUCUGCAUUAACCAGAGACAGACAGCAUCAGUGCGUGAAGGACAAGCAGGAAGGAACCAGAGCCCAGACAUGGAUUGAGCAGCUUUCUUCAUAGACAGGUAAGUCAGGCCCCAGGAAGCUGUUCCUUGCUGAAUGGAUGUCCUCAGGCCUCCCAACAAUGUGACUGCAUUUGUUCUCCUGGGACUCACACAGAAUCCACACUUGCAGAAAAUCCUCUUCAUUGUCUUUCUGUUCGUUUUUUUAUUCACUGUGCUGGCCAAUCUGCUCAUUGUCAUCACCAUCUCCCUCAGCCCCACACUUUCUGCUCCCAUGUACUUCUUCCUCACUUACUUGGCUUUAUUAGAUGCCUCCUUCACCUCAGUCACCACGCCUAGAUUGAUCAUUGACCUGCUGUUCCAAAGGAGAACCAUCUCCUGGCGAGGAUGCCUGACUCAGAUCUUUUUGGAGCACUUCCUGGCAGCAUCAGAGAUCAUUGUCCUCAUGGCCAUGGCCUAUGACCGCUACGUGGCCAUCUGCAAGCCUCUGCACUACACGACCAUCAUGCGACAGGGGCUCUGCCAGCUCCUGGUGGUGGUGGCCUGGAUCGGGGGGAUCCUGCAUGCCACCGUGCAGAUUCUUUUCACCAUGGACUUGACCUUCUGUGGUCCCAACGUCAUUGACCACUUCAGGUGUGAUUUCUUCUCACUGUUGGAACUUGCCUGCAGCGACACCUACAGGCUGGGAAUGGUGGUGGCAGCCAACAGUGGGGGCAUGUGCUUACUGAUUUUUUCCAUGCUGCUCAUUUCCUACAUAGCCAUCCUGAGCUCCCUGAAAUCCCAUGGCUCUAAAGGACGGCGGAGAGCCCUCUCUACAUGUGGCUCCCACUUUACAGUAGUGGUGCUCUUUUUUGUGCCUUGUGUGUUCACCUACAUGCGUCCUGUGGCCACGUACCCUGUGGACAAGUGGGUGGCUAUGUUCUUUGCAAUCCUCACACUGUUAAACCCUAUUAUUUACACAGUGAGAAACACAGAGGUGAAAAAUGCCAUGAGGAGUCUGAUGAAGAAGAGAGUAACUUAGGCUGUUCACGAUACCAAGAAAGUGAUGAUUAUAUACAUAUAUAGGGAGGAUUAUACAUGCUGCAGAUUGUGAAAGUAAAUUAGCAAAUUUUGCAGAUUAUUGACAAAAGUGGCCUAGAAAAUAGGCAUUUUGAAAACUUUUUAAAAUACUUUGCCAAGACUUGUAUAUUCAUACUCAGUUUCAGAAUAGCCAAUGGGAAGAAUAUCAAAAAUAAGCCCCUAGUUUAUUUAUUGUAGAGUAUAUUCUUCCAGUGUGUUAUUAUUAAUUUUUAAAGAUUAUUCAGAUAAGUUACUUGGAUGAAAUUGAUUUUUUCAUAUGACCUUCAUGUCAGAAACCUUGUUUUUGCAUAGCCUGUGGUCCAGCCAGUAAGGAACAGAUAUACUUAGAUACAUGUGUGGCAGGGAGAGUUGCGGAAGUUUAAGAAUCAGGGUUGAAUUUUCUAUUAAUUUUCCAAAAUCAGCAAGAGGAAACACCUAGAAAAAGAGAUAAUAAUAACUCACAAACUAUUUCUUUUUUUGGCACAAAAAUUAAGCCAGAAACUUUGAAAUUAUUCUUUAUUUGCUCUUAUUUUAUAAAGUAUCUUCAUGACUCAGAGCUUUUCUUGAACACGAAGGAAAUGUUUCUUUUUAUGUCUCAAGACUUGAGGAACCAUUUGAAACUAGAAGGGUAAGCAUCUUUUAUUAAAUUUCAAUAGAAAAUCGUAUGGGUAGAUCCCAAAGCUCUAGAUCUAUACAUCUGAUACAUAUGUUUACAUUAAUUGAACCUUUUAUUAAUAUUAUCUGUCCAGCAUCUUUGUUUCAGCUGAUUUUGUCAUGUACUAAGCUGGUGGUUCCAUUAUCAUUAACCCCACUUUGUUGCUGUUGUUUGGUUGUUAAAUCAUGUCCAG